This is a messenger RNA of Hibiscus syriacus, 1582 nucleotides long. Its product is annotated as protein JINGUBANG-like. Lineage: Eukaryota; Viridiplantae; Streptophyta; Magnoliopsida; Malvales; Malvaceae. Gene Ontology annotation, molecular function: protein binding. Bases 27 to 1391 code for a protein of 454 amino acids. The transcript has 2 exons. The record is from RefSeq and is a predicted model, not a curated record.
UGUAUUAUUAUUUUUGUUAGUGGUAGAUGAGAAACGAUAAGGGUGGGACGAUGAUAAUGGAGCAAAGAAGCAGCCGACCAAAUCUGGGAACUCUCUUCAAACAAUCUGAGCCUUCUUUGUUCUCUUUUAACAACAACUUCAAUUUUGAAGACGAGCUCCCUCGUCGGAAAAGCAGUGCGUCUAUGGCCAGUCCGAGGUAUUCAAACAGCACGACGACGAGCGGCGAGGGUUCUCCUUACAAUUACAUCAUGUCUCCAUGGAACGAGGCUUCUCCCUACACUAAAUCUCCAUGGAUUACCGCGUCGGUACUCGAGACAGAUUUUGGCCAAAACGGGCUUAUUGCGUCUAUUUUAAGAGAAGAAGGUCAUAUUUACUCUUUAGCUGCAUCUGGAGGUUUGCUGUAUACGGGCUCCGAUAGCAAGAACAUCCGUGUGUGGAAGAACUUGAAUGAUUUCUCGGGUUUUAAAGCUAAAAGCGGUCUGGUUAAAGCCAUUAUCAUUGUGGGUGAUAGAGUGUUCACCGGUCAUCAAGACGGUAAAAUCCGAGUCUGGAAGGUUUCAACGACGAAGACGAACGGUGGUGUUCAUAAAAGAUUCGGCACUUUGCCGACAUUCAAAGACGUCCUUAAAAGCUCGGUUAAACCUAAGAACUACGUUGAAGUUCGGAGAAACCGAAGUGUUCUCCGAAUCAAACACUUCGAUGCGGUUUCAUGCUUGAGCUUGAAUGAAGAACUCGGGCUGUUAUAUUCAGGGUCAUGGGAUAAAACUUUGAAAGUUUGGCGGCUGGCGAACUCGAAAUGUUUGGAAUCCAUCGAUGCUCACGACGAUGCAAUCAAUUCCGUGGUUGCCGGAUUCGAUAGCCUGGUGUUCACGGGAUCGGCGGACGGGACGGUGAAGGUGUGGAAAAGAGAGUUAGAAGGGAAAGGGACGAAACAUUUCCUGGUUCAAUUGUUGUUGAAGCAAGAGAACGCGGUGACUGCAUUGGCCGUUAACCAAGAAUCGGGUGUGGUCUACUGUGGUUCAUCGGACGGUCUUGUCAACUUCUGGGAACGUGAAAAGCACCUUUCACAUGGUGGGAUCUUAAGGGGCCAUAAAAUGGCUGUCCUCUGCUUGGCCACGUCUGGGAAUUUGGUGUUUAGCGGGUCAGCCGAUAGGAGCAUAUGCGUGUGGAGACGAGAAGAAGGUUGUGUCCACAAUUGCCUCUCGGUCUUAUCCGGUCACACAGGUCCCGUAAAAUGCCUUGCCGUCGAAGAAGACGAUGGAACGUCCACUAAGACUGACCGUAAAUGGAUUGUUUACAGUGGCAGUCUGGAUAAGUCCGUCAAGGUGUGGCGCGUGUCUGAACACGCAUCAGACAUGAAGGUGAUUAAACAAGGUUUCCUUAACAGUUAAACGUCAAAGUCAAAAAGGUCAGACAAAACGAAGGAAGAUUCCCACGCGCAGCCGCGGGGGCUUUGUUGAUUAGUGGUCCGGUCCUUUCGUGAACCAAUCCUUUCCCUUGAAGGCAACUUUUGGUUGGUGUGGACGGUGCCACGUGUAAAAAAGACUUUUUUUAAAAAAAACCAAGGCCAGCUCUGUAAGAA